AUGGAACAUCAAAACACAGACAUGGACACAGAGUCUCUUCAGAAACGCGAGAGACGGCGUGGAAGCUGCCUGGACGUUUUUCUCGUCGUGUCCAUUAUUUUCCUGUUUGCAGCGGUGGUGACUGUGGCUGCUGGUGGAGUGAUGAUUAUGAUGGAGCUGAGGUCCAAAGUGGAUUCCUCAUCUCCCUCCUCAGAGUCUAUGACUUCAACGUUAACAGGAGACACACCAUCCCCAGCAUACAAGAUGCAGAAUUAUGCCUACCUGGAAGCCACCUCAAGUGUUUUGAAGAACUACACCAUGUCCUUUGCUGCAGUCAAGUACGGCUUAGGGCAAUCUGUUGGAAGCAACUUCGUUUUUGACUCCAACAAACAAUCACUGCAAGUCAAACGGACAGGGACCUACUUCAUGUACAUUGAUCUCAAACUCACCUGCACCAGCACAUGCAACACAGGCCUCCUCAGAGUGCGUCUUGACAAGGACCUCCUCACCUGUGAGGUGGAACUUUCAGCAGAAGACCCAACACCUAAGAGCAGGAAGUGCUGGACAGUGAGCCAGAUUCACGAGAACACACCGCUGCUCGCUCAGAUGGAAAUACCAAAGGAGGGACUGAAGAACUGGAAACUGGAGCUGAACAGCUCAAAAUUUGGCGUGUUCCUUGUGGACUAAUAUGGACACUGUAGAGCCGCUUCUGUCCUCAAAAUGCAGGUCUGCCCGUGAC
Scomber japonicus (chub mackerel) is the source of this 718-nucleotide messenger RNA. RefSeq lists its product as uncharacterized. The record is from RefSeq and is a predicted model, not a curated record. Gene Ontology annotation, biological process: positive regulation of cytotoxic T cell differentiation; positive regulation of activated T cell proliferation. Bases 1 to 666 code for a protein of 221 amino acids. Gene Ontology annotation, molecular function: tumor necrosis factor receptor superfamily binding. The transcript has 3 exons. Lineage: Eukaryota; Metazoa; Chordata; Actinopteri; Scombriformes; Scombridae. Gene Ontology annotation, cellular component: plasma membrane.